AUAUUUCUAUUUUUAAAAAAAUGGCAAUUUUUGGAAAACAAAUAAAUUUUAUUGUAUUCUUUGGUUUGGACGGUUCACAAAGACUUGAACUUUUUAAGUGGUUAUUGGUAACCAUGGCUAUCUUUUUGACAGCCAUCCCCACAAGCAUUUUAUCUCUAGUACAAAAUCGUAAUCGAUCCUUAGCUUUUACCGCAGUAAUAUCACCAGAAGAUAGUCAAACUUUGCCAGGAAUUGUUUUAACUCCCCAUCUAACACUCAAUGGUGAAUUUGUAUGCGUUAUGUGCGCAUGGAUGAUUACUUUGUUUGGUGUAUUCAAUUUUAUGCGAAAAAAUAACGUUGUUGGUCAAUUUAUCUCUAUGUUCCUUAUUGCAUUCACUGUGAUUCAAACUGUUACUGCUGCAUAUAAUGUACUGUUUAGUAGCAGUUGGAUUUUAAAAAUUCUAAGUGGUUCUUUGCAAAAAGCUUAUAAUUUGGAUCCUGAUCUGAUAAAAGAAUUAGAAUAUGAGUUGAUAGGUGUCCUUAUGCAUACAUUUAUAUUCGAUUGUAUCACAAUGUACGACAUACAGCAGCAUAUUUAUGGAGAUGAUGGCGAAGAAUGCCUGUACGGUAAAAAUAAAGACCUUAUAACUAACACUAAUGCUGAG
Messenger RNA from Dentiscutata heterogama, 644 nucleotides. NCBI's taxonomy places the organism in Eukaryota, Fungi, Glomeromycota, Glomeromycetes, Diversisporales, Gigasporaceae. The record is from the annotation of a GenBank genome assembly.